ACAACUUCUUCUCUCAGUUAGCCAUUUCGGAUACCGAGUGUGCUUUCUAGAAAAACAUACAGAGUUAUUUAGCGAAAUACUGCACUCUUUCUACUAUAAGGAGCAAAGAUGGCCAUUAAAAUAUUAUUGCUGUUCUUGACUGUUGCGUUUAUAGAAGUUGAAGCUAAUCGUGUUCAUAGGACACAGGAUGACGCAACUGACAACGGUCCUGUAUUUCCGUACGAGGCUUUUGGAAUCGGAUACGAAGAUUUCAUCAACAGAAUUCACCCACCCUUAAUAGCUGCUAUGAAUUAUCGCCCAGUAAUGCCACAUGAUAUACCACAAUCUACAUCAGAUGGACAGAUGAUGUCAGUUGUUUUAUCUUCGAAUAUCGAAGGAGUCGUUGAGCCAAAUGAGGAAGCAGCCAAAUCUGAAUAUUUCACCUCUGAUACACUUGAAGUACUUCCUAGCCAAAUUGAGGAACCUGUCUUAGAAUCCAUCAUCUCACCUACUACAGAAUUGGAAACUUCAAAUGGAGAAUCCUCCACUAAAACUGUAGAAACAGCGACAUCAACUGACGAAAGUGCAGAAGAGAUAUAUGUUGAGCCUGAAAAUGUUUCAGACAGUAGUUUAGAAGCAGAAACACCCGAGUACCAAAUAGACAAACCGAGCACUUUAAGCGAAUACUCCGCAUUUCAUUCAGAUAAAGAAGGGCAGACUUCAGAAGAAGAAAAUCAAAACGAAAAGCUGCCAGACUCUAGGGAUAAAUUAAAAGAUUCUGCUGAAGAAUUAGCAGAAACAUCAAGAGAUGAGGCAUCUGCUGCAGUGUAUGAAUCAGAAGUUUCAGAACCCAACGAAGAUGAAUCACCUAAGCUACGAAUUUCGCACGAAACUGAAGAACUACCACAUCUUUCUUCUGAAGAUUUUGUAGCUAAGCCAUCUGGCGAAAUGUCAGACAGUAGUUCUGAUGAUGAUUACUACUAUUACGUUCCUGACUACAAAUAUACCGAAAGUGAAGUUUUCGAUGAAGUUUCUGACGACGUUUUAACUACGUCAUCAUAUGAAUAUUCCGAUAGCACAUCUGAAUAUUAUUCCACUGAAUUGGUUGAGUCGGAAGAAAAAGUUAUCGUUUUUCCUGAAUCGCAAAACACUCAAAAUUCGAAACAAAGUUACUCAAAAGGGUCGGAAUCUGUGAAAACAAGUCAAUUGGAUGCUGAAUCUAAGAUGUCUCACGACUCUAAAGAGCGAGAAUCCAGUGAAACUCAUUCAACGAUGAUGGGGAAGGACAGAUAUGACGAACAAAAGUCAUCUAAUGAUGAAAAUUCUGAGCAUAAUGUAAAUGAAAAGUCUAAAGUUGAACUCGAUUUAGAUUCGAAACGUACCUUGAGUGUCGAAUCGGAAGCUGUUUUAUCUGAAGCAUCCAAACCUGCUCAUGUUUCUUCCGAACCUGUAUCCUUUGAUAGUGAAUCCCAAAUGGCAUCCAGUUCGUCAUCAAAGAAAGAACUCGGUGAAUCAGAUUCUGGAAAAACAACAUUUUCUGCUAACGGAGAGGCAGCUGCUUCAAUAUCUUUCUCAGCGUCUAGCAGGAGCUCGGCACAAAGUGGAGACUUCGUAAACAUUCCACACAUCAUGGAAGACUUAAUGGUGCUAAAAGAGGCUACCAAAGUUUAUGGCCAAAAGCUUGACUUUGAGAGUAUGAGAAAAAUAGUUGAGCAAGCCAUUACGGAAUUAUCAAGUCUUCGCAAAAGGCUCACCAGAAAAGAAUACGUUCUGGGCGAUCUGAACCAAGUGAUUGAUGAGUUGCAGAAGCUGUGUCAAGCGAUUUGUGCCAAUGUGCCUGAGAAAUAUCUGAUGCCAGAAUCUGGCUCAAUAUCAAUUUCGAGUAAAUCAAAGCGCCGCUAAAGCUGAGAAUCUUAUGAUUUUUAUUCGUUUCGUAAACUUUUGUAAAGAGAAAAAACUCACUUAUCCUUCUUUCUUAUUUGACUUUAAAGCACAACUAUUAGAUUAAAAUAUGUGUGAAUUCUAUGCAAGCUAAAGGCUUGUGCAGGCUGCUUUGUAAAGUUUUUCAGUCAGUGUAAUUAAGAUUAUGUAAUUAAUAUUACAGGCCUUUAAAUGUAUCUUACGUGUAGAACGUAUUCUUUCAUAUGUACUAGAUCACAAAAACAUUGAAAGAUGUGUAUUGUAUUGUUAUUAAUUCAAGGUUGUUUUAAACGUGUGUAUGCUAAUAUUAAAGAUUUUUAAAUGUAUUUGCACGCA
This is a messenger RNA of Uloborus diversus, 2235 nucleotides long. Its product is annotated as glutamate-rich protein 3-like. Lineage: Eukaryota; Metazoa; Arthropoda; Arachnida; Araneae; Uloboridae. Bases 109 to 1881 code for a protein of 590 amino acids. The record is from RefSeq and is a predicted model, not a curated record. The transcript is spliced from 5 exons.